Messenger RNA from Carassius gibelio (silver crucian carp), 1858 nucleotides. It is a transcript of the gene saxo4, whose product is annotated as protein phosphatase 1, regulatory subunit 32. Gene Ontology annotation, molecular function: phosphatase binding. The transcript is spliced from 11 exons. The coding region runs from base 13 to 1002 and encodes 329 amino acids. Lineage: Eukaryota; Metazoa; Chordata; Actinopteri; Cypriniformes; Cyprinidae. The record is from RefSeq and is a predicted model, not a curated record.
UCACAGUCACAAAUGGUUGGACCCUUGGGAGCAGUCAAACCUUUGGUGGGAAUGGGCAGACCAGGGGGGCGUCCGGCAAACAUCGGCCUAGACCAGUAUUGCACCUCCUACAGACAAUCUUACAGUAAGGAGUUAUUCCAGUCAUGUCUCGGUCAUCAUUUUGGGACGGGUUACUCUGCCAACCACCGUCCUGUUCUGUACUACAGCUCCAGCCUGGAUCGCUAUGAUAAUCCACAGUUUGGUCUCUCAUUGUUGGACAGUUUUGAGUCUCAAACGAAGCGUCAUUACCAGCGUCUGGUUCUGCCCGACGGGACGGAGCCUUUGGCCUGCACAGGCUCCAGACACAGAGAGAGCGGAUAUUUGCAGCUCCAAGCUCAGCCAAGACCUAGAGCAGCGUCCUGUCAGACUGAAUAUAAAGCCACUUACAUUCCUCACCGCCUCAGAGUUUUGGUUGGACCCAUAGAAGAUAGUGGAUACACUAAGGAAGCCAAUCUACAGCCAAAUACCUUCCUCCCCCAAAAUAUUAGCAUGGAUGACGCUCGCAGGACACAGGAAAGUGUGAUGAAGACUGACUUCCUUCCCGGAUGUUUCCUUCAGGGCAGUGAAGCACUACCAAAACUUGCCUCCCGUGCACUUCGGGAAACUGGAUUUACAAGAGAAACCCAGAAGCCUCUGACCAGUUCAGCCUCUGUGCAGGGUGGUGUUGGUAAAGACAGUGGACAGAAGACUAGAACUGCUGAAGCUAGAUGGUCCAUUGGGCCAAUGGGCUCAUCAGGAUUCGUCCUGAACGCCCCCAACAUCACGAGCCUCUCACAUACACCAGCCGACCAGCAACACUUCCUCACACACUACCAAAGCAAGUUUUGUGAUAAAUCAUCAGUGAUGCCGCAGAGAUCAGAAUGGCUGAGAGGAGGCAUACAGAGACACAGAGAAAGCGGAUACAGUGGACGAGACACAGAUAGGUUUAAUCUUAGUGGAUUUAAUGUCCUAGCUUCACAAUAAACCUGAAAUAUUCAUUUCAACAUAAUACUGGCAAACUCUGCUUGAUCGUUUCUACUUGACAUUUUCAGACAAAAUUAUAUUGCUUUAAUUUAGAGGUGUUGUCUGUGCAUCAUACUUAGGGUUAGCUAUUUUAACAGACCCUUGACACUACUUUAACUUUAAUGCAUUAAGCGGAGAAUAAUUAACAUCAAUCAUUUUGAGCAAGUUGUGUAAAAACUAUUGAGCAACAUAAUUAUUGAUGUAAGACUAAAUGCAGGACCAGGAAGUGUUGCUUAACUGUGUUCAGCAGAUUGUGUUGAAGAAAAAUUCACGCUCUUACACAGAUUGCAAUGCAUACACCAAUACACACAGAUAUGCACAAUUUAUGUACACAAAUUCCUAGCCAUGCCGAGAAAGGAGUGGCACCAAAUGAAGGCUCAGCUGGCUGGCAUAUGGUCACAGUUAUGGUGCCUGCUUAAGUUGGUGUGUGUGUGUGUGUGUGUGUGUAAGCUUCUCUCUCUCAUCUCAGGGCCAAUGCUCACUCUCCCACACAGGCAGAUCAUUCAUUAUCCUUAAUAAUCCUUGCAAGAAAGGGAGAAUAGGGACUGAUUGAAUAAAGGAACACUGGUCUUUUUACUUCAUGCUUAACACUGAAAAAGUGACGCAAAUGCUUGUCUAUAAGUGCAGAGGUCUUGUUAUUUUGCAGUAAAUUGAGCAGUUUGAGCAUUACCAAUCAAGCAUUAAUUUUAUUAUUGCUCAUACAUGAUUUGAAGCAAAAAACAAUAAAUAUUUGAUGUUUGAUUCAUCAUUUGCAAAAUAUGGACAUAAAGGACACCUUAAAUUUGCAUGGUAUAAAAUAAAAUAAAUCUCAUAUUUA